This is a messenger RNA of Xiphias gladius (swordfish), 3269 nucleotides long. RefSeq names its product limb and neural patterns a (gene lnpka). Gene Ontology annotation, biological process: endoplasmic reticulum tubular network organization. Bases 274 to 1494 code for a protein of 406 amino acids. The transcript has 13 exons. NCBI's taxonomy places the organism in Eukaryota, Metazoa, Chordata, Actinopteri, Istiophoriformes, Xiphiidae. The record is from RefSeq and is a predicted model, not a curated record. Gene Ontology annotation, cellular component: endoplasmic reticulum tubular network.
UUCAAACGUGAUAACGUUCACAUGUUGUGGGCCACAUCACACGCAGACCAGAUUCUCGUGAUGGCCCCGCAGCGCUCUUAUUUCCCGCUGUUGUUUUAGUGGACACUCCCCCAUCUUGGCUCGCACAGCCUCCGUUUAAAGACAGGAGGAGGAGGACUACUGCUAGAGGCUGUGGAAACCAGACAACUCAACUGCAAAGGUGGAGAGGUCAACCGUGGGAAGAUCAGAAGAAGGUCCCAGUAAAAGAAUAUCCUAAACUCCCUCAUCAUCAACAUGGGGGCUGUUGUCUCACGGUGGAGGGCUAAACCAUCCACUGUAGAGAUUUUGGAAGGAAUCGAUAAGGAUAUACAGACUCUUGAAGAAUAUAGUGAGAAGUAUCAAAGGCAGUUGAAGAUAUGGGUCGGGCGACUACUUCUGUACUCGUCUCUUCUCUACUUGAUGACAUGUAUAGUUGUGUAUUUCUGGUACCUGCCUGAACAGGUAAUGGGACGGCUCAUAUUGGCUCUUCCCUUCAUAAUAUUUCCCUUAUUAGUGUGGUUUCUUCGAAAACUCCUUAUAAUUAUUUUUUCACGAAGAACUGAAAAAAAUAAUGAAAAAUUAGAGGAUCUUAAAACACAAAAAAGGAAAAUACUUGAAGAAGUUAUGGAAACAGAGACAUACAAAAAUGCUAAAAUGAUUCUAGAGAGAUUCGAUCCUGAUUCAAAGAAAAAAAUUGAGCUGGAAUCUACUCCAGUUGGACCUCAGAUGACCCCAAAACCAGGACAAGAGCUCCGCCAGCGCAGUGUCAUCCCAAAGACCCCCCCAGUGGUGGUAAAUCCUGCAAGCAGUGCUGCUGCUCGCCCUCCUUCUGCCUCUGCGCCCACCUAUCCUGGACGAUCUUCCCACUCUGCUCCAGGUGGCCCCCCAGAGAGGAGCCUGUCGGCUAUAGCUGCUCAGCAGAGCUUGAUGAGGAAGCCUGUGACCCCUGGAACACCUGUUCCAGGAGUUGGGAUGCAUCCCCCAGGUCCGCCCCUGGCCAGACCUGUGCUCCCAAGGGAAAGAGGCGCUAUGGACAGAGUCAUUGAGUAUCUUGUUGGAGAUGGACCUCAGAACAGAUAUGCUCUCAUAUGUCAGCAGUGUCUGUCUCAUAACGGCAUGGCAUUAAAAGAGGAAUUUGAAUACAUUGCCUUUCGAUGUGCGUAUUGUUAUUUUUUGAACCCUGCAAGAAAGACCAGGCCUCAGGCACCCAGACUCCCUGAGGUUACUGGCGAACUGAAGAUGUCAUCUGAGGAACCCUUACCUUCUUCUGCUGCUAAUGUAGAUGACGAGCAGUCUGUUUUAGGAAAAUCCAAGCUUGUUGAUGUAUCUGCUGAAACAGACGCCCAAGAGCCAGGCACACCAACAACCGCAGAGUCCAAUUGUGUGUCAAGCGGCCAAAGCACCCCAGAUUCACAAGACCUGCCCCCUGAGAAAUCUGAUGGAGAGCAAGAUUUGUCUGCCAUGGAAGUGGAGUAAAACAAUGCAGUAGUGAUUUCAACACAAGUCAGGCUCGAACUGUAGUUUUUCUUUGAAGAAACGUGAUAACUUUAAGUAAAUGCCGUAAGUUGGAAUAACAGUAACAAGCCAGCAGCUGAUAUGAUUUUCAACUUACAGUACACAAUGCCCUUUCUUUUGAGAAUUGUUUUUAUAGUUCUAGCAAUAGUAAUGAAUUAAAUAUUAUAUCACAUAGCACUAGCAUUUGGUAGCAGCUGCCAAACAACCCACCUUUCUCGCAAUUAUUGCGUGUCCAGCCCAUUUUCAUAACAUGUUAUUGAGAGCAAUACUGAUACUAAAUUAAGCUGUUUUUGAUGUUGUGCAGGAAAAGUCUUUUUCCAUCUUCCAUGUUUUAUUUGUCUUUGACUGAAUUCUAACAUUUUGCUAUCUGGGUUAACAGGAAACUGCAGAAACAAAUCAACAAAUAUUUUGUGGGAAAAUAAAUUUUUAUUUAUGGUAAAUUUAUUUAUUAAUAUUUUUCUAUAAUGCAGUGCCUUUCGCGGCCAUGUUCAUUGGGGUACUCUGUAGCACAGUGGUGCUAACAAACUGUUUACACAACCAUGGUAUCAUAAUAGGAAUUCACUUACAAUAUGUAUUUAUUAUUACAAGGGAGGAGAUUUAUGUCGAUACUGUGCACCUGCUUUAAGUGCCUUUUAUAUGUUAAGUCUGCUUCAGAGUGUUGUCGAUACAACCUAUUUACAUACAGACAAUAAAGCCAUUUAUCUGUUUUCAGUCUUAAGUGGCAGUAUCUGCUGAAUGUCUGAAGUCGUGUUUUUUCUAAAUAAUACUAAAUAAACAUUUGAGAACAUCUGUCUACAUGUGUGCUCAGGAUCACAACACAUUCAUCCAGAUGGAUGCAUAUUAGUUAUAUAUACGAACACACGAUUAUUGCUUGAUUUUAAGUCAUUUUGCAUUAACAUCAAAACAUGAAUAGACUGACGUAAAUAGCCACGCCAACAACAGCUGCCAUGUAUUCCUGUUACCUGUAUUGUUGUGUGUUUUAAAUUGUAGCCCCUUCUCUGGCCAGUUUCUCACCAAGGAGCAUGCUUAAACAGUCCAUUUUCAUUAGCAGGACAGUCUCAGCUUGUGAUCAUUUUAUUUUGGCUCAUUGAUCAUUUCAGACAGGGCAAGAUAAUGGUACUGACGCAGAGCCCGACCAGUCUUGAUUGCUUGACCCUCUUCAUUUGCAACAAGAAAGUCAUUGUGGCCACAGCGUUGCUCUCUGCCAUCACAUAACCCUUCUCCCCUGAAGAUACACCGUAACUAUUGGUGAGGUCAACACCUCCCAUCUUCUAUGGGUCUUGAUAAUGUAUGUUUACAGAGACAUGACCUCCCGGGCCCUGUAAUGCAUCAAUGUGACAUCGACAGUAACGCCUGAUUCCACCGCAUGCUGUUUGAGGUUGACCUCUGACAAGAGCCAAACAGGGAAAAAAAUGGGACAUCAAUAGGACAGUGUUUGGAUGUUUUCACACCACUGGGAGGUUGUUCGGUCUAUAUAGGCUGCACAUACGUGUAUCAUAAGUAAUAUAUCACAAAAGAUCUCUGCUAUGUGGUUUGAAAAUGUAUGUUUGAGUAAUAUUUUUGAUUCCACAGCACUGAAUCAUUUCUUGACAGUUUGUAUUUUAUAGUCAGUAGAAUUAUUAUUUGUGUGCAAGAUUUUCAACUUUGUAACAACUUUGUUUUUUUGUUUGCUUUUUUUUUCCUCUAUACAAUGCUUGAUGAAUUGCAGACAGAUGGAAAGAUCACAGAGACAUGGA